AUGGUGGAGGAAAAUUGCCUGUCCGAGCAACAGUGCAAGUUACUUAAUGAUUGUUUGGUAAAGCAGCUAGAAGGCAUGUUAUUAUAUUUCGCUUAGUUUUGCCAAUUACAUGUACAGUACUUGUUAUUAUGAAACUUUGCCUUAGAGAAGAAAUUGCCUCUAAGCAAUAUUAAAUCAAGCUUUAUGAAGAACAAACAAAUAUAAUUAUGUCUUUCCGGCAUUCUUAUUUAUUUCAGUUAUACCAGUGAAGACUAUUCUGGUUUUUGUUAAUUUGGCCUAUCUGUUUCCAGAUCUGUAGCUGUUGUUUCAUGGAAUGAUCCUCAGCGUGCAAAGAAAUUAGUGUCUGAUAGGGCAGGGCUAGUGGAUUUUGCCAUCGGGCUAGUGAUUUUUGUUCUUAACUUGCCCGACAGGCAAGUGCUAUUUUUUGUUUUAAAAAUUCAAAUUACAUAAGGAUUGUAAUCAAUCCUGCUAAUAGAUAAGGGUUUUGGGGCUAGUUGAAAUGACUUGUGGGCUAUAGUACUGCUAGCUACAGCUUGCCUGAAUGGCAGGCUGUAAAACUGACUUUCUUUGCACCCUGGAUCCUUUAGUGUUGUACUAGGCAGUUAUUACUAUACCAACAACUUGUGACCUUUGUUUUUUACAAAUGAAUUUGGCUAAUAGUUGUAUUAUAGUAGGAAAGAAAAUAAACUAUCUUUUCCUUUAGAAAUCUUUAUUAAACCUUUAGUUAGUGAUUUCAUUAGACAAUUUUAGAAUACACUUUUCUAGUAGUGUUUUAAUUUUUAACAAUCAUAUGUGAAUAUGGUAAGUUUUAAAGAAAAUUCCCAAGACAUACAUGUACGUGGUUUAGACAACUCCAGAUAUAAGUGAUGUCAUUUUUAAGGGUUUUUCAGCUGGCUUUCAAGGGUGUUUUUGAAAACUUGCUUUUAUUUUCAAUUUUUGUUACAAAGAUAAUAUGCUUCAAUUUUUGUUUUAUUUGUAAUUAAAAACAGGUUAAAAUACCAUCAAAAAACAGGUUAAAACACCAUUAAAAGCAGGUUAAAACACCUUUAAAAACAGAUUAAAACAUCAUUAAAAACAGGCUAAAACACCAUUGAAAAAAAGGGUUAGACAACAUUUAAAGGCAGGUUAAAACACCAUUCAAAACAGGUUAAAACACCAUUUAAAGCAGGUUAAAACACCUUUAAAAACAGGUUAAAACACCAUUAAAAACAGGUUAAAACACCUUUAAAAACAGGUUAAAACACUAUUAAAAACAGAUUAAAACACCAUUAAAAAUAGAAUUUGAUACCUGUUUUAAAUGAAGUUCUCAAAUACAAUUAAAACAGUUUUAAAAAUAUAUCAAAAAUAUGUUAAAAAUAGUGUUUAGUUUGGUACCGGUUAAUCAUUGUAUCUCAUGUUUGUUAUUUUUAUAUAUAUCUAAUUUCAUGAAGACGAGCACAGUUUAUGCGGCAAGUUUAUGUUUAUGCGGCAAGUUUAUUGGAGACAAUGAUCUAACCUCGCAUCAGGUUUGAUAUAAGCUUACAGAACUUUAAAAAGCCUUUAGAUAUGUUAACUAGAAAGAGAAAUAGACAAGGAAAUACACAAACUCAAGUACUUUCUGGACGAAACGGACGAGCUAAUUAAGCUAAGGGAUUACACGGAAAUGGAUAUUGCAACACACAAGCGGAGGAAAUCGUGGGCAAGUUAACGUAUCUAUUUCGCAAGCAGAGGAAUUAAAAAUAGAUCAUGGUGUAUCUCCUCGAUCGAUGAGACAAUGGAAGAAGGACGUGAAAGCCAGGCAUUCCACAUUUCUUGUGGACAAAGAAAAGCUUGCGAAGUUCUUAAAUAACAGACAAGAGGAAAUAGACGAGGAAAUGGAAAGAAAACGAUUUGAAGCCAAACAAGAACAACAGCAAGAAGAGGAGAGCCGUUUAACUGAGUUGCACUUGCGACAAGAAGAGCACGAACGAGACAGGAGAAAAUUGAUGCAUAAUUACAGGCGACGCAUAAACGGCUGAAACUGGAAAAAGAAGCCCGUUCAACCACAGCAAAACUGGCCAAAUUGAUAAUAACACCGUUCAAAAGAACGCCUACCGACUGGGUUAGAGUCGAGAACGUGUUUAUCACACAAGUCCACAACAAAUCGAUCAGCGCAGAAGAGAAAUUCGGAAAUGGUCAAUCCAAACGUACGAGCAAAGAUAAAAAACCUGAAGCCUGGUGAAAUGGGCUACAAGAAAGACUGAAAUCGGGGUAUAGCCAGAGCAAACUUGCUUUGAACGCACACGUAGGAGAAAAAAUGAACCUUCCUGUCAUUAGAGGAUCCAAUUACUUAAAGAUUCAGGAAUUUUACGAGAGCUCGAGCAGAAAUUUGUAUGCUGACAAUGGGCGAAGCCGACAUGCUAAGGGGGCUCGUGGUGUCCACUCUUAA
Messenger RNA from Porites evermanni, 2407 nucleotides. Lineage: Eukaryota; Metazoa; Cnidaria; Anthozoa; Scleractinia; Poritidae. The record is from the annotation of a GenBank genome assembly.